This is a messenger RNA of Capsaspora owczarzaki ATCC 30864, 934 nucleotides long. RefSeq lists its product as hypothetical. NCBI's taxonomy places the organism in Eukaryota, Filasterea, Ministeriida, Capsasporidae. Bases 47 to 934 code for a protein of 295 amino acids. The transcript has a single exon. The record is from RefSeq and is a predicted model, not a curated record.
UUUCCUCCCACGAAAGCAACUGUACCAUGUUGGCCGCACUCAACUCAUGCCCCUCAUCUGGAGCAACAUCGUCCUCAACGGUGUUCACUCAAGCGUCCAGAAGCCCCUGCAAGUCACAUCGCACAAGCUCAAACUGAAAACGCUAAGGCAGCUGCUCACUCCACGUCCCUCGAGACCAGACGCCCUCCAAUGGUGGAUCAACAAAGUUGGCUACGUGCCCUUCGAAUCACUGGCCAACUCCAUCAGAACCAGUCUAGUCACAUCCAAGCAAGCCUCCCUGCUCUGGCGCAUUGCACACCGCACCAACCGACUGGGCGCCGACUGGCUGGAAACAGAUGGUCAAGCCCUGCGCGCCGGCUCGCUCUCCCGCGAAGAGUACGACGACAGAAUUGCCACUGGGCGCUACGACUGCGCGCACUGCAAACACGACGGCCGCUCGGCCAAAGAGACCUGGCACCACAUCCUUGUCCGCUGCCACACAGCCCAAGCGGUUUGGGAAACCGCGAACGCCAUCUUCCAGCACGCUCACUCAAGUUCCCUCCCAAUGUUCGACAAAGCCCUCCUGUUCGGUCCCUUCCCCACCACGCUUGCGCGUAAAAAGGAAAUGCGAGCGCUUGCCACGAUCCUGUACCACCUCGGACGCUGGGCGAUCUGGCGCACCCGCUGCGAAGCAAAAAUCAACAACACAUUCACACCCAGCCACACCACCUUCAUCAAACUCGUCCACUCCCGCGCCCUGCAGGACAUUGUGCCGCGAGCCCCGCCUGCUGACUCUCCCACGUCGAAGAUGUGGGGAAAGUGCAUUGUCAGGUCAGAAGAGAAGACCACCAUUUCACUUCUACCUCCGAAACCCGGUGAGCAUGAGCAAACCGAGUCACCAAGCGGCGCCCGUAUGACCAGGACGCCGGCACCAAACUUGCAUCCGCAAGAAUAA